Messenger RNA from Solea senegalensis (Senegalese sole), 2512 nucleotides. It is a transcript of the gene ntf3, whose product is annotated as neurotrophin 3. The record is from RefSeq and is a predicted model, not a curated record. Gene Ontology annotation, molecular function: growth factor activity; nerve growth factor receptor binding. NCBI's taxonomy places the organism in Eukaryota, Metazoa, Chordata, Actinopteri, Pleuronectiformes, Soleidae. The transcript has 2 exons. Gene Ontology annotation, biological process: regulation of neuron differentiation; neuron projection morphogenesis; negative regulation of neuron apoptotic process. Bases 129 to 1043 code for a protein of 304 amino acids.
UCCACAUAGAAUCAGUGUGGUGCACAGACCAGGCGGCUGUCUCCUCAGAAAGUGGGAAGUUUUCGCCGUUCUGUCCAAAAAUUAAUCACCUUCAUGUCGACUCUGUUGGAUACUAACCCGCCGAUGCUAUGGUUACCUUUAUUACGAUCUUACAGGUGAAUCUAGUGAUGUCCAUCCUGCUGUAUGUGAUGGUCCUCGUGUACCUCUAUGGUAUCCAGGCAACCAACAUGGAUAGCAGUCACCAGGGGCAACAACAACAGCAGCAGCAGCAGCAGCAGCCAAGUCCUGACACGUUAAACUCUCUUAUCAUCCAGCUGCUUCAGGCUGACCUGAUGAGGGGGAAGACCAGGGGUAACCAGAGCCAACAGGGUAAAAGCAGGGACAUGGAGCCCCAAGAUACACUGCCUCCUCUUCUCAAUAACAACUUUCCCUUAGAGGACCAGGGUGAUGUCGAGCCGUGGGGAACGGGGGGUCACGGUGGCGGGAGCAGUGACGGGAUGGUGGACCAGCAGGUGAUUAUGUUGAACUCAGACUUACUCAGGCAGCAUAAGCGGUACAACUCACCCCGGGUGCUGCUGAGCGACCGACCACCACUGCAGCCUCCACCGCUGUACCCCGCGGAUGACUUCGUGAGCAGCGGUCCAGAAGGCGGACCGGUGGGAAACAAGACACGAAAGAAGCGCUAUGCUGAGCACAGAAGCUACCGUGGGGAAUAUUCUGUGUGUGACAGUGAGAGCCAAUGGGUGACUGAUAAAACCCAAGCAGUGGACACUGGAGGGAACGCGGUUACCGUCCUGGCUAAAAUUGAUACCACUUCCACGCGGGAGAUUAAGCAGUUCUUUUAUGAGACACGCUGUCGGACCCCGAGGCCCUUUAAGGGUGGCUGCAGGGGCAUUGAUGACAAGAACUGGAACUCACAGUGCAAGACCACGCAGACGUUUGUGCGAGCACUGACGCAGGUUCACAAUUUAGUGCGUUGGAGGUGGAUACGCAUAGACACUUCCUGCGUCUGUGCUUUGUCAAGAAAACGUCACAGGACGUAAACAGGACGAGACAAACUCCGCUGGGAACUACCUGCAUGGAAUUUACUUCCAAAAAAAAGAUUUUGGCUCCUCUUCCUCAUGCUCACCACCACAAGGUUACGUGUCAUGGCGGUUUAGAGUAAGAUUCUGCUAUAAAAAUGAUUCUUCUACAGGAGAAACCUUGGGUCCAUUGAAAUGACAUUUCACUUUAAUGUGCUGCAUAUCCACAAACCAGUGCAGCUUUGCUGUUACGGGAGAACUCGUUUGAGACGGGCAUGGAGGGAGGGCGCGAGCGUGAUGGAGGACAUAUAAAUUAUUUAAAUUAUAUGAAAUGCAUGUAUUUUAUACAUGUUAAUCUAUAUAUAUAUGAUGUAUGAAAAUAUUUGUGUUAUUUAUUGAAAGACGUCUUCUCAAAAGGCAAAAAAAUCUCUAAAAAAAAAAAUAAUGAAACAAGCUAUGAACUCAUUUUGAGAUUGUUUUAUGGAGCUGGGCUGCAAAGGUGCUUCACAGUGAGACUUUACAUGUGCCUUGACCAGUGUGGAGGCAGAGCGUAUAGGACACUGUAACUUACAGACAACAGUUGCAGGGGCCUGUUCUGUCAAUGCACUUGAAAUUCUUCGCAUUACCACUCUGAGAGUCAGAUAUUUAUGGUAAAGUCUUAAAUUACAAGGAUUUCUGUGACUGAGAUUUGUGACCAAAUGUAAACAUGUACACUGCAUUCACAACUGACCAUACUGUUAUGCUGUAAUACACAUUAUAUUUAUUCAUUCCACUCGUGGACAGUGUGAAAAGAAAAGAAAAAAAAAAAGAAAAAACCAGAGGUUGCUCUUGUUACAUCUGCUGGCAGUGGCAGAGAUUCAAGAAAUUCCAUUUGUUUGUUUUCCUCAGGCCACCUUGAUGCUAUUCACCACAUUUUAAUUGUGAGUUGUUUUUGUGUCUUCCUAUUAAUAAAAACCUAUAUUUCUUAAAGUUGGAAACAUUUCAUUAUCAAUCUUUCAGUUGCUGAAAGACAGAAAAGAAGAUAAUGGCCGGUCACGUAGUUGUGCAGCAGCAACCAUUGCUGAAGCCACCACACUCUGCUAAAUCUUGUGUUGGAAAAGAGAGAUGGGUCCAUUUAUCUGCUUUGCUGCUGGGUAAAAACAUGUUUCCUUUCAGAUUGUUAGCCUGUGCUUUUUACAUGUUCACUUGAGAGUCUGACUAAACUAAAAUAUAACCCCUUUUCACAUAAUUGCAGCUUCUGGUGAUAUUCUGUAUAUUUCCUACUCAUUGAAUUCCAUUAAAAGCCAACAAUGAUGUGAUUCCAGUCACAAGUACCGAUGUAUAGCCAACAUGACUUAUCUUAUUCUCUGUGCCAUAGGCUCUGGUUGGUCUAAAAGCUAUUAAAACACACUGGCAAGCCACAGUAAUGCCCUGGCCAAUGUAUUUCUUGUUCAUUAUACGUUUCACUAAAUGCCACAAUAUCGCAUCUAUUAAAACAUCUACCAAAUCCA